AUGAUGGCCUCUUGUUUAACCUCAGCCACACCUCAAAGCUCUCCAGAUCCAUCACUUUGUACACCUAUAUCUGCGUCAACACUCCUGCCCUUUGCUGUGCAGCAAGCUAUUGAGCUCCUGGAGAAGCACCGUGCCGCCAAGCUGAAGUCGUCCUCGAACCUCGACAAUAUCAUUUCUGUCUCGCUCGAGCCAGCCGAAUUCAGAUUGCUAUCACAUUACCUUUGGGGUCAAGAAAACGAGCAACGAGUUCUGAAACGUGGCAACGGCGCCAAUCACAGCCCGGACCUCAACACAAAUAAUAAAGCAGCUGCGGCAAGCCCUUCCCUCGGCGCCUUCGACCCCGACCUCGGCGCGUACCUCCGAGACGAGGUCGCUUAUUCGUAUUGCUUCCGGCAGCGCAAACUCGAGAUCCGCAUCCCGAGUAUUUUCCACGACACCGUAUCCUGCGACGUAACCAAUAUCAUCCUUGACUCGGCGCGCGCCGCCGCCCGCCGCCUCCCCGAGGCAGAGGCAAUUCUCGACUCGCUCGAGGUUCGGCAGUCGCCAUCUGCUAACUCCUAUCUGGUAUGGGAUUGGGACGACGACGAUGACGAGGAUAAUAUAAAGCCUGCAAGGAAGUUUCCUGACGGCGCCAUUGGCUUGAAGGCGGCGAGCGCAAACACCCUGAUCGUCGAGGUCGAUUUCUCCAACAAGGAGGGGCCGGACAAGGUCAACGAGUUCCUCACCCUCGCCGAGCCACACGACCAAGCCCGCACCGGGAUCAUCAUCGACAUUGACUACAUGACGCCCGCCGAGCGCCUAUCACACAAUCUCUCCGAGAACGAAUACUCCGCCAAGGUCUCCAUUCUCCGCCAGCAGGACUCCCUCGCGCCAGGCAGAAACCCCUGCUCGACCAUGGACAUCGCCUCUGAGACGUCACUGACGCUCUUCCUAAGCGACCUAGCCGCUGAUGCAAAAGAAACAUCCGCGGCAGACUUCACCUUCACGAUCCCCUGCGCCGAGUUGGCUGCCGUGAUUGCGCGAGCGGCCGACGCGCAGAGCCGAUGCGACAAGGAGGAGCGUGAGAUGGCGGCCGUGUCUGCUGACGAGGUCGCUGCCAUCAAGGCUAGGAUUCAGCGCGGCUCAGGUGACUCAUGGUAG
Molecule: messenger RNA, 1140 nt
Organism: Phaeoacremonium minimum UCRPA7
Lineage: Eukaryota; Fungi; Ascomycota; Sordariomycetes; Togniniales; Togniniaceae
Exons: 2
Coding region: 1-1140 (379 amino acids)
Source: RefSeq, a predicted model, not a curated record